AAUAAGUCUGGCAACUCUCCUGUUUCCCAAGUAAUUAACACAAUCGCUUGUUGAUACCGAAUGUUGCUGGGAGUAGGUGUUGUGAAGAGUAUUGAGUUGGAAGGGAGCUCAGAGGUGAUGCAGGCCAUGUCAACCGUAAAAAUUGAUUCCUGAAAGCUGUUACUUUGGAUUUUUUCUCUUCUGGCUUGCAAAGAGAACUUUCUGAAUUUUACAUGGUUGCUUUGAUGCCAGAGCCUGUAUAGCAGGCUGAAAUAAUGGAAACAUGUACACUCUGCCAGAAUUCAGGCUCUGGCUUAGCCCAGAUGUUAAGGUUGUACAGGACUCUUUGGAAGGAUUUCCCUUGUAUGGCUUGUGCUGUUCUCUCAGUCAGCAGAGUGGCUGGUGGGUCCCCUGUUGUAACUGAUAGAUCCCAACUUUAAUCUUCCCACCCAACAUCUCCAUAUCAAUCUUUUAUUUUUUAAAAGUUAUGGGGAAUUUCUUUGUGAAAUGGGAUUGAUACUGCAUUCAGUUACAGCUUCCCAAAUUCUAAUGUAUGAAUGCAAGCAGAAAUUACUUAGAGUUGUUCCUUACAAUAAUUCCUUAAAGUCAUUAUGGAAAACAUGAUGUAUCCCUGAUGUUUUCUUGACGACAGUCAGGUUGUUAUCUUUAAAAUUAAAUAUAAAAUUAAGUUCCAAAACCUCACUCUCAAAACUUCUAGGUACCUUGAACUUUUGUUACGUCUCAACCCCUGCUGCUCUGGGCUGUUCCAACUUCAUAAGUAUUUGAGGUGCUUGGAGCAAAUGAUAAAGUGUAUUCUGUUACCAGAGGUGCAUUAAUUCAAUGAGUUUCUAUUGUGUUAAUUUUGAUAAACCAUAUAUACUCACAGCUAGCGUGGAAAGUGAGUAUUCUUACUGUGAAGCAUGUGUGUUUAUACACAGUGUAGAAUUAAACUUGCAAGACAAAGUGCUUAGAUUAUUUUCCUUAUAUCUUGUUUGCUGUAAACUUUACAAGCUCAUUAUUAUUUCAGUUGCUGUUGGAACAUAGAUAACUUCAUUGGGCAUGAUUCAUGGAAAGGUCAUAGCUGAUAAGUGCAGCCUUGCUGCUUUGACAUCCUGUUACGUGAUAGUACUUAGGUAUUUGUAAAUACUUUGAAACUUAUUUUAAGUGGUGCAGGAUUAGUUUUGUGGGUUUCUUUUAAUUCCUUCAGGUGUGGUUUGACUUAGGGUUUGUGCAUAGUCACACCUCUCCCAUGUGUCUUACACCCUACUCUGAGCUGCCACAGUCUGCUGUGACUUUCUGCUGCAAAGUUUAAUCUGGUUUCAGAUCUGUACUCAAACUCUAUUUUUCCCCCUAUCUUGGGACCGCAGCAGCAUGUUUAGUUACAGGUGCAGUAAGCCUGCAGACCCACAUUAGUGUAUCAGCCCUGACACUGCCUGUAUUCUAGUGGCAGCAGCAAUGGCAUGUCCAAACGUAAGCAGAGUCAGCAGCUUUUUCUGCCCCACAUGUACACUAGAGCCUUGUAUUUGGAAGCCACUUCAAGCUCUUCUGCUCUUAUGACUCAACGUGAAGCAACAAAUUAAAUUGGGUUUCUAGUUUAAACUAAAUUCUCUUGCAUUUUCAGUACAACUGAUGAAACGGGUAGUUUCCUGGGGUUUCAUUGGAAUGACUACAUUCGGUUGUAUUGGAGGCAUUAUAGGCUUAAGUGAACACCUUUUUUUUUUUUCUACCCCUGUCCCCGUAUGAAAUACUAGGUCAUUAUUGUCAUGUGGCUGUUCCUCCUUUCUGCCCUUCCUUCCGCUGUCUUCUGUCGCUUGAAAAUCACAUUUACUUUUGUGAUGUGCAGUACUGUCAUUUUGGUCCCAAGCUUUCAUAUUUUCCCGACUUAGCCUUUUGGGAUUUUUUUAAUUCUUACUAUUUUCACAUUUCCAGAUGAAAGCUACCGUUACAAGUUUGCCCCCUCCCCGGUUAUUUAAACAGAACUGCUGUUCUGCUUGGAUUGCUCUACAGCAUUCAGUGUAAAAAAAGUUAUCUGACUUCUGUGUUUGAAAGUCUAGUUUGGCUUUAGUAACUUGCUAUUACUUGAUUUUAAAAAUGUUUAUUAGCAUCUUGCUCAACUUGUGAUUUCAGUAGUGUUAGUCAUCGGUUUGAAUUCUCAGGACAGGCAAACAGGUGUAUCUGGUAGGAUGAGCAGGAGUGGAAAAGCUUGCUCCUAAAUACAGCAGGAAAAACUUCACUAAUAUCUGUGUGAUGAUCCAUACAGCAGUUGCCAAACAUCUUCAGGCUCUUUCUCCUGAGGUAAAAACCAACAAAACUCCCAGGUCAAACUGUGUCUCCGAAGCCUAAUUAGCCUGGAAUAUAGUAGUCUUUGUAGUUGCUAGUGACAUUAACUAUAUCAGCUUGUAGCCGUGAUGGCCAGCUCAGCAAGUUUCUGGCCAGAGUGAGAUUAGAUGGUGUGGCUUCUUAUGAUGGCAGGUUUCCAGACUCAGCCCCACGGGUCCCUUCGGUUUGGAUGGGUGUGGGCUGUCACAGCCCUGUCUUCGGUUCUGCUGCUGCCAGAGUUUUUGCUGUUUGGACUGAAACUUUUCACAGCAGUUAUCUGCUUCAAGGGAAGCUGGGGAAGGAAGCAAGAAGGUGUUGGCUCAGGAGUGGAUCAGCUGUGCGUCCGUGCAUAAAGCUACUUGGGAAGGGGGCAGAAACGGGAGUGGAAGUCUUAAAAUGUGUACAAUGGGGAACUAGUAUUUUAGCAAUAGGUUGUCUGGUGUGUGCAAAGUGUGCCUGCUGAAACCUCUGAUAAUGCAUCCAAACUUGACCCUGACCUGGUCUUGAAAUGUGUUCAGUCUUAAAUCUGUAUUGCGUCGCUUCAUGUUGAACAUGAGCCUUGUUAUGAUCAGUGAGAAUGUAAAGCUGGCCCGUGAAUAUGCCUUACUUGGAAAUUAUGACUCUGCGAUGGUCUACUAUCAGGGAGUUCUUGACCAAAUGAAUAAAUAUCUCUACUCUGUCAGAGAUACGUAUCUGCAACAGAAAUGGCAACAGGUUUGGCAGGAGAUAAGUGUGGAAGCUAAGCAUGUGAAAGACAUAAUGAAAACUCUAGAGAGUUUUAAACUAGACAGCACUCCGUUGAAAGCUUCACAACAGGAAUUACCAGCUCAUGAUGCAGAAGUCUGGUCUUUGCCAGUACCUGCUGAGCGUAGACCUUCGCCAGGACCCAGAAAACGUCAAUCUGCUCAGUGCAGUGAUUGCAGAGGUCACAAUAAUCGUGUAAGUGCAGCUGUCAGAGGCCCUCACCGUCCAUCCUCUCGAAAUCCCAAUGAUAAAGGGAAGGCGGUCCGCAGCCGGGAAAAAAAGGAUCAGCAAAAUAAAGGAAGAGAGGAAAAGAACAAAUCCACAUCUGAGAUUGCAGAGUCUGAACCAAAGAAAUUUGAUAGUGCUGGAUAUGAUAAAGAUUUAGUGGAAGCUUUGGAAAGAGAUAUCAUUUCUCAGAAUCCCAACAUUCGAUGGGAUGACAUUGCUGAUUUAGUAGAAGCCAAAAAGCUGCUUAAGGAAGCUGUAGUUUUACCGAUGUGGAUGCCAGAGUUUUUUAAGGGAAUUAGAAGACCAUGGAAGGGUGUGCUGAUGGUUGGUCCUCCUGGUACUGGAAAGACCCUCCUGGCAAAAGCUGUCGCCACUGAAUGCAAGACUACUUUUUUCAAUGUUUCUUCUUCCACACUUACCUCAAAAUACAGAGGAGAAUCUGAGAAACUUGUUCGUCUGCUGUUUGAAAUGGCUCGAUUUUAUGCCCCGACAACUAUAUUUAUUGAUGAGAUUGACUCUAUCUGUAGUCGCAGGGGAACUUCAGAGGAGCAUGAAGCUAGCCGACGUGUGAAGGCAGAACUGCUAGUUCAAAUGGAUGGUGUUGGAGGGGCUACUGAAAAUGAUGAUCCUUCCAAGAUGGUCAUGGUACUUGCUGCUACUAAUUUUCCUUGGGAUAUCGAUGAAGCCCUAAGACGGAGACUAGAAAAAAGAAUUUACAUUCCUUUACCAUCAGCAAAAGGUAGAGAGGAACUCCUGAGAAUAAAUCUGCGAGAACUGGAACUGGCUGAUGACGUUGACCUUGCAAAUAUAGCUGAGAAAAUGGAGGGUUAUUCGGGUGCAGACAUUACCAACGUGUGCAGAGAUGCAUCGUUGAUGGCUAUGAGAAGGCGUAUUGAAGGGUUGACACCAGAAGAAAUAAGAAAUCUUUCCCGAGAUGAAAUGCACAUGCCAACAACUAUGGAAGACUUUGAAAUAGCUUUGAAGAAAGUUUCUAAAUCGGUAUCUGCUGCGGACAUUGAGAAAUACGAGAAAUGGAUAGUUGAAUUUGGAUCAUGCUGAGUUGUCUUAUCUUGAAGAAGCCACCUUUAUGUCUUAAGCUUAGAAGUAAUAAGUAGUGUGUCAGCGCACUGCGCGCUCUUUUUAACUUUUGUAAUUUAAGAGCAACAGAUGUCUAAAUAAAUUUUUUUUAAAAUGCA
Falco peregrinus (peregrine falcon) is the source of this 4466-nucleotide messenger RNA. RefSeq names its product katanin catalytic subunit A1 (gene KATNA1). The coding region runs from base 2842 to 4329 and encodes 495 amino acids. Gene Ontology annotation, molecular function: microtubule binding; microtubule severing ATPase activity; ATP binding. Gene Ontology annotation, cellular component: microtubule cytoskeleton. Gene Ontology annotation, biological process: microtubule severing. NCBI's taxonomy places the organism in Eukaryota, Metazoa, Chordata, Aves, Falconiformes, Falconidae. The transcript is spliced from 11 exons. The record is from RefSeq and is a predicted model, not a curated record.